AUGACUCCACUAUUUAUUUUUUUUGAUCUUGUUGCAAUUUUUUCUUUACUUGUUGGAAUAUUUACUUCAUCUCUUAUUUUAUUUAUUAUUGCUCGUAAAUUAAUUCGUCAUCAUAUAAUUACAAAUAUUUUACUUGCAAAUACUUGUAUUUGUACACUUGAAUUAUGUCUUAGUGAUCUUAUUAUUUAUAUUAAUAUCCUUAUGAAUGAUAUUCAAUCAUCAAUUUUUAUUCCAAAUAUUUAUGAUCAACAAAAUCUUUGUCCAAUUCGUUCGUAUUUUCUUUUCACUGGUUUUGCUUUACUCUACACUAGUUAUUGUCUUCAAGCAUAUUAUCGUCUUCGAUUGGUAAUUUUCUAUAGAAAAAAUGAUAAUUAUAAAACAUUUAUUUAUUUAUGUUUAUUUCAAUGGAUUUUUUCAUUUCUUCUUGUAUUACCAAUGUUAAUUACACAAUCAUUUGUUUAUAUUCCAGAAGAUUUUUUUUGUCCAAUUCCAUUUACAAAACCAGUAUCCGUAUUAUAUAUUGCAAUUUGUGUUUAUGGAAUUUUCUUAAUAGUUUUUACUUCAAUUUAUUUUUCGAUUUAUAUUUAUGCUACAAGAAUAACAAUGAUUACACUUAAACGUCGACGAAUAAUUAAUCGACAAUUAACAAUGCUUAAACGUAUUAUAUUACCAGCAUGUUCACUUUUAUUUCUUGGUAUUGUUUAUUUAUCACUCUUUACUCAAACAAUAAUUAAUCAAUAUCAAACACAUUUUCUUACCUAUCGUCUUAGUUAUCUUUUUAUUGCUAUUGGAAUGAGUUUUAUUCAUAUUAUUACAAUUUUACAAACACCAUCAAUAAAAGCAGCUGUACAUAAUUUAUUCUAUAAUAUGAAACAACAAAUAUGGAGAAACGAAGAAAAUCGAAAUAAUGUUAUAUACAAUUCAAGUAUAAUUACUGAAUGUCAACAACGAAAACAAGAAGACUCAGCAAGUGUUAAUUUGCAAGGAAAUAAUUCUGAUUUAAUAAAUGGACAAAAUACAAUACCAAUUCAAAUGAGUAUUACAAAAGAAGAGACACUUUUAAAAAAGACAGAUAUAGAAAAUAAUUUUAUAGAAUAA
Messenger RNA from Adineta steineri, 1098 nucleotides. Lineage: Eukaryota; Metazoa; Rotifera; Eurotatoria; Adinetida; Adinetidae. The record is from the annotation of a GenBank genome assembly.